AUGGCGAGCACUAUACUGCUUCUCCUGAUCGUGCCGCAUUUGCUGGGGGCGGCGGCGGCGACAGCUCAGCGCGUGGCGCUGCCGGCCUGCCGGGACAGGUGCGGCAACAUCACCAUCCCCUACCCCUUCGGCAUCGGCGCCGGCUGCUACCGCGACGAGGGCUUCCAGCUCGAGUGCAACAUCUCUGGCCCCGGCAGCUCCCAGUCGCGCCUCACCAUGUUCGGUUACAACCACCGCCUCGGUGCUGUCUCCCUCGCAUCCGAUGAGGCCAGCGCCUACCUCAACGCGACGAGGGAGUGCUACAACUCUACUGGCGGGCUCCUUGACCGGAAAGACACGUACAUGUCCCUCGGCGCCAGCCCUUACCUCUUCUCCGACGCCAAGAACCGCCUCUCCUCUAAUAUAUUGUUGGAUGCAUAUUACACCGCUAAAGUUUCGGAUUUUGGUGCGUCGAGAACAGCUCCAAUUCACCAAACUCAUGUGACUACAAAUGUACAAGGAACAUUUGGAUACUUGGAUCCAAAAUAUUAUCAAACCGGUAAACUAAACGAGAAAAGUGAUGUGUAUAGUUUUGGUGUGUUACUCCUAGAGUUGCUCACAAGAAAAGAGCCAGUUUUCCGAAGCAAUGCAGGUGGAGAGUGUUAUCAAAACUUGUCCAUCUACUUCAUUUCAGAGAUCAAAGUGAGGCCAGUAAGAGAGGUGGUGGCUACUCAAGUUCUUGAAGAAGCAACUGAAGAUGAAAUUAAUACCAUUGCCUCUCUUGUGGAGAUGUGUUUGCGUCUCCGGGGAGAAGAAAGGCCUACCAUGAAGCAAGUGGAGAGUACAUUACAAUAUUUGCGAACAAAAAGGUUGACCUCAUGUCAAAUUGGUGAAGGAAGCGACGAAGAGAUCCAACCAUUAGUCACUAACUGUCAACCACCAACUGUCCCUAGUUAUCAACCUUUGGCCAUUCAAAUGGCCGACAAAGGCCAUUCCCAAUCCUCUACUACUUUCUUCAGUCUGGAGUGACAGUUCAUGUCAUAUGCUGAUCUGGUUCUCAAAUAUUUCUGGAAUUCCGAGUUAUAACUUUGUAGUGGAGAUGCUGAACAGUACUGCAGUGAAGAGUUUAAGAGUUAUUCUAUGUUUUUCCUUUAGAAUUACAGUGAAGAGUUUAAGAGUUAUUCUAUGUUGUUGUUUUUCCAGAAUUUUUAUUUUCAUACAAGAGUUCUUUCAAGAAUUUGCUACUCAGAAUAAAUUCAAC
Molecule: messenger RNA, 1240 nt
Organism: Triticum aestivum (bread wheat)
Lineage: Eukaryota; Viridiplantae; Streptophyta; Magnoliopsida; Poales; Poaceae
Product: wall-associated receptor kinase-like 8
Exons: 2
Coding region: 1-1008 (335 amino acids)
Biological process (GO): protein phosphorylation; cell surface receptor signaling pathway
Cellular component (GO): plasma membrane
Molecular function (GO): ATP binding; protein serine/threonine kinase activity; polysaccharide binding
Source: RefSeq, a predicted model, not a curated record